AUGCGCAACUUUGCAGCCACGGCCCUGGCGGUCGUCCUCGCCGCAUCGUCGACAUUAUCUCCCGUGUCGGCAUUCUACCUCCCCGGCAGCGCGCCGCACGACUACAAAAAGGGCGACAAGGUUGACGUGUUUGUCAACUCGCUCUCGCCCAUGCUCAAUGCGACCCUCAAGUCGCUCAUCUCGCUCGACUACUAUGACGAGCGCUUCCACUUCUGUCGCCCCGAAGGCGAACCAGUCAAGCAGCCAGAGUCGCUUGGCUCGAUCCUCUUUGGCGACCGUAUCCUGUCCAGUCCGUUCAACAUCAAGAUGCUCGAGAACCAGACCUGUGUCCCGCUGUGCAAGUCCUCGGUCCCCCAGCUCGACGCCGUGUUCAUCAACGCGCGCAUCCGUGAAAACUAUGGUCUCAACUUUAUCAUCGACGGCCUGCCGUCGAGCGAGCAGAAGAGAGACACCAAGACUGGCGAGACGUUCCUCGACGCGCAGGGUUUCUCCCUUGGCGAUGCUACCAAGGACGUGCACCACCCAGAGCUCAACAACCACUACGACAUCUACAUCCAGUACCACAAGCGUGGCACUGAGCAUUUCCGUGUCGUCGGCGUCAUGGUCUACCCCCGGUCCGUCGACUCGAUUGUCAAGAGCGAGACGACGCCAAACUGCUUUGUGAACGCGCCAUACAAGCUGUCCGACUCGCAAACAAACGAGUUCUACUACACGUACACGGUCGAGUUUAUCGAGAGCGAUAUUCCUUGGGGGCUCCGCUGGGACAGCUACCUUCACGUCUUUGACCCCAAGAUCCACUGGUUCUCUCUCAUCAACUCGCUCGUCAUUGUCGGCUUCCUCACCUUCAUGGUCGCCAUGAUCCUCUACCGCACAAUGUCCAAGGAUAUCCACCGCUACAACGCUGUCGACCUUGCCGAGGACGUUCAGGAGGACUAUGGAUGGAAGCUCGUCCACGGCGAGGUGUUCCGUGCCCCCGACCGCCCAAUGCUGCUCUCGGUCAUGGUCGGCAACGGCGCCCAGCUCAUCUGCAUGGUAUCGGUCACCCUCGUGUUUGCGCUGUUCGGCUUCCUUUCGCCCUCAAGCCGUGGAUCGCUUGCAACUGUCCUCUUGGUGUGCUGGACCCUCAUGAGCGGUAUUGCGGGCUACGUCUCUGCGCGCGUUUUCACGACCCUCGGCGGUGAGACCUGGAAGCCCAACCUCAUCCUCACGGCCACGCUGUUCCCUAUUGUGACGUUUACGAUCAUCGGCAUGCUCAACCUGUUCCUUGUCUUUGCCAAGGCAUCCGGCGCCAUGCCGUUCGGCACCAUCCUCGCCAUCCUUCUGCUCUGGUUCCUGCUCUCGCUGCCGCUCGCCGUUGCAGGCUACUUCCUCGGCAUGAAGCACGGUGGCUUCUCGCACCCUGUGCGCGUCAACUCGAUCCCAAGACAGAUCCCGCCCAUCCCGUGGUACCUCCAGCCUGUUCCUGCGGCUAUCAUUGGCGGUAUCCUCCCCUUCGGCGCGGCGUUUGUCGAGCUCUACUUUGUGCUCUCGAGCCUGUUUGGCAACAGAGCUUACUACGCGUUCGGCUUCCUCUUCCUGACAUUCCUCGUCGUCACUCUGACGACGGCCACCGUCAGCAUCCUGUUCGUGUACUUUAUCCUCUGCGCCGAGGAGUACCGCUGGCAGUGGCGCGCGUUCCUCGUGGGCGGCGGCAGUGCCUUCUGGAUGUUUGUGUACGGUGUGUGGUACUGGGCGAGCCGGCUGUCGUUUGGCAACUUCCCUUCCGUGGUGCUCUACUUUGGCUACCUCUUCCUCUUCUCCCUGCUCAACUUCCUGCUUGGCGGAUCGAUUGGUUACAUCUCGACAUACUUUGCCAUCAGGCGGCUGUACCACUCGAUCCGUGUGGACUAG
This is a messenger RNA of Vanrija pseudolonga, 1890 nucleotides long. RefSeq names its product Transmembrane 9 superfamily member 1 (gene EMP70). Gene Ontology annotation, cellular component: membrane. The coding region runs from base 1 to 1890 and encodes 629 amino acids. Gene Ontology annotation, biological process: protein localization to membrane; vacuolar transport. The record is from RefSeq and is a predicted model, not a curated record. NCBI's taxonomy places the organism in Eukaryota, Fungi, Basidiomycota, Tremellomycetes, Trichosporonales, Trichosporonaceae. The transcript has 2 exons.